Messenger RNA from Pogonomyrmex barbatus (red harvester ant), 2720 nucleotides. RefSeq names its product repressor of RNA polymerase III transcription Maf1 (gene Maf1). Lineage: Eukaryota; Metazoa; Arthropoda; Insecta; Hymenoptera; Formicidae. Gene Ontology annotation, cellular component: nucleus. Gene Ontology annotation, biological process: negative regulation of transcription by RNA polymerase III. The record is from RefSeq and is a predicted model, not a curated record. Gene Ontology annotation, molecular function: RNA polymerase III core binding.
AACACUCGUCUCUGUCAUGUAAUACGGGGUCUCUCGCGCGCGCGCGUACACACGCCACACACACAUACGCAGCGUUUGCGUCUCUUUACGUGCGCAGUGAACGCGUUGACAUCGAGUCGCAAUAUUAGAGUUGGUAAACUGGUGAAGCUCGCGCGCGAAAAAUAUCGUGGUGCGUCGUCGAAGGUGCGGGACGUGGGUAGCGCGGCGAGGAUCGGCAAGGCUCAACAAGGAGGACGGCAGGAUCGUCACCGACGAUUAGAGGAGAGAAAGAGAUUGAGCUUCGACAGUGACCGUGAUACGACGUAUCAACAACGAACGACAAUGUCCGUGAUUAUGGAUUGUUUUCGUCAGUAGCGGGCGCUACGCGUAAGGCAUUCUGUUCUUCGGUGACAUACAUCUACCUCUCUGUCGUUCUUUCCCUCCGCGCGAGAAGCAGGUAGCCCGUGGCUGAGACUUGACAUCUCUUGUCAGUUCGGGAACAUCGUGAAAUCGUCCUCCCGCUGUGCUCUGUGUGCGUGUAUGUGUGCGCGUUCAUUCGUUCGUCCAUCCGUCUGUCCUUUUUCGUGCGUCCUCGCUGGAGAGACAAUCAUUUUCCCUCCCGAGACCACUCGCUGAAGGAAAGGCAAGCGCGCCUUUGUUUAUCGAUAAAUUUCGUCACGUCGCGUCGCGUCCAUCGUUCGAUCUCUCUCAUUCUCAUUCCGUCGCGCUCAGUCAUUCGCUCUCUCUUUCUGGCUCUAUCAAGCAACGGGCAGCGCACGUAGGACAAAUUACUCUGGCUCGUAACUCCUCGCGGAGUGGAGGGCCUUGAUCUCGUGCUUACCAAGCCCGCUCUGGAACUCGAUCACCUUCCCCUAAAUCCUUAAUUAGCUAUCUGUAAUGUGCAAAUACAGCAAGGAAACCGGGAAGACCACUACGUCGACAAUUAAUCUCGUACAUUCGAAAAGGAAAGGAAUUUUCAUACACAUAAAAGAGAUGCCCAGGGACCCGAUAAGUCCACGAAGUCAAAAAAGCUUUCUGACGUUUCGUUUGUACUGAACGACCGGAACGUGAGAAUCUGAGCAAACGUAUUUAGAUUCGCCUGAACAGCGAGCAACCAAGGGCUCUAAGGGCUCCACGAAAUGUCAUCAUUGUAAGGCAGGUAGCCUUACGAAAACUCGACUCAGUUUCCAGCUCUCCAAGGUGGGAGCCACACAAUUUCUUCGUGUACUCAGAGAGAUUGCUGUUAUCAACAAGAUGAAGCUGUUAGAGAAUUCACAUUUGGAAGCUAUAAACAGUGCCUUGUCCAUCAAGACUGGAGAUAGCAAGAUAAUUGGGAGAAUCGAGAGUUACUCUUGCAAAAUGACAGCCAAUGAUAAACAGAUGUAUAAACGAUACAAUGCAGAACAAGGGGGUACACCACACGAUCUGCAAGCUUUAUCACCACCGCAGACAUCCUUGGGAACAUCUCCGGCUCAGGGAUGUUUGAGCCGUAGUGUUUCUGGUGACGAAGAGGGUCCGCUAUGCGACACAAUCAGCAAGAAGACGUUGUUUUAUCUCAUCGCCACAUUGAAUUCAACCUUUAAUCCGGAUUAUGAUUUCUCAGAUGCUAAGAGCCACGAGUUCAGCAAAGAGCCAAGUCUGCAAUGGGUAACGAAUGCUGUGGAUGGUAAUCUCAAUGCUACUGCGGGUGAUCAUUAUCGCACAUUGCGUUCUGCUCUUUGGACGGCUGUUGAUAAAGAGAUAUCAUUGAACGAGUGUGAUAUUUACAGUUACAACCCGGAUUUCGCAUCGGAUCCUUUCGGGGAAGACGGAGGUCUGUGGUCUUUCAAUUACUUCUUCUACAACAAAAAACUGAAACGUAUCGUAUUUUUCACAUGCAGAGCGAUAAAUCCUCUUUAUGCACCAGAUUCUGGAGUUGGUAGUGAUUUUGCUAUGGACGAAGAUGAUGAAGAUGGAUAUUAGAUCAUUCACGUAUACACAUAUACGCGCGCGUAUGAACGCGCGUUACACAUAUACACACACAGCAUACACACAAAAAUAUAUAUACACAUACAUAUACACAUAAGUAAAUUCAUGUUUGCAAUUCUUAAUCUUCAAACUAUAAAUCUUCAUACUAUUCUGAUUUCUAUUACAAAUUAAUCAAAAUCGUUUUAGAUGCCGCUUUAGAAUUUCUAUGUUUGUUAUAGCAAAUUUAGUCAGCUGCACUACACUGAAUUAGUGCGCAUUAAAACCUGGUAAAUAAGAAAUAAAUGUAGCGACAUAAUAUGAUUUCAUUGAUGAAAUCAAUGCAUAUUCUGCUGAAUAAAUUCAUUGUUGAUCAUUUUGAUUCAUGAUGCAUAUAUGGAUUACAUGCAUUUGAAAUAUACUUUUAUAAUAAUUUAACACAUGAAAUAUAUUUUAUCAAUAAUUUCAUGUAUAGCAGUGUUUAAUGAGCAUUAAUUCGAGGUAAUGCGAAUCGGUCACUGUAUGUACUAAUACGUCACUUGCAGCAAAAAUUUUAAAUGAUAAUCUUACUUUCGUAGUUUAUUAUAAUAUUGACUUUCGCUAAUAUCCUUUAGCGAAAUAUUUUGCGAGAAAUAUAUUUCUUUUAAGAAGUGUAAAUCAUAUACAUGUAUCCCUUUAGCUAUAACAAUUCUCUGUCUCUUUGUGACAUGAUGCGAUUACGUUAUUAUUCUCGACAUAAUAUUAAAUAUAUAUUUUGAAGGCAAAUUGUACGUAAUAAAGUCCAAUACUGUUAUACG